Microthlaspi erraticum is the source of this 843-nucleotide messenger RNA. The record is from the annotation of a GenBank genome assembly. NCBI's taxonomy places the organism in Eukaryota, Viridiplantae, Streptophyta, Magnoliopsida, Brassicales, Brassicaceae.
AUGUCGGCAGAGGAAGAAAACGUUCCGACGACGGUUGAAUCGGGAGAUGCUGAUGCGGCGGUGACGACACCGGCGAGUGAGAAGAAACCGGCGGCGAAAGGUGCUAAAGCUAAGAAGACCAAGGAAGUUAAGCCGAAGAAGAAGCCUGUUGCUGCGUCGAAGGCUCCGAGGAAGAAAACUGCUUCGUCUCACCCUCCCUACGAAGAGAUGAUUAAGGACGCAAUCGUGACGUUGAAGGAGAGAACUGGAUCUAGUCAAUACGCGAUUCAGAAGUUCAUCGAGGAGAAGCAGAAAUCGCUUCCUCCUACUUUCCGGAAGCUUCUGCUUGUGAAUCUCAAGAGACUCGUCGCCUCUGGAAAAUUGGUUAAGGUCAAAGCCUCUUUCAAGCUCCCGUCUGCUAGAUCUGUCGCCGCCGCUGCUGCAGCACCGAAACCGGCGGCGCCUGCUCCGGCCAAGAAGAAACCAGCUGCCGUAGCCAAACCUAAGGCUAAAGUCGCCGCCGCACCUGCUAAAGCCAAAGCAGCAGCUAAAGGAUCUAAGAAACCGGCUGCUGCUGCUGCUGCUACGCCUAAGGCAACAGCUAAGGCUAAAGUCGCUGUUAAACCCAAAACGAAGACCGUCGCUGCUGUAUCCAAGACGAAAGCUGUUGCUGCAAAGCCUAAGGCCAAGGAGAGACCAGCUAAAGCUUCGAGGACUUCCACUAGAACAUCUCCAGGGAAGAAGGUUGCUGCUCCUGCUAAGAAAGCAGCGGUUGCAACGAAGAAGGCUCCGGCGAAGAGCGUGAAGGCGAAGACGGUGAAGUCUCCGGCUAAAAGGGCUUCGACGAGGAAGGUGAAGAAGUGA